GUGAUGAUGAAGAGGAGGAGGUUAAGAGGAUGCUGAAACGAUGAGAUGAAAAUCUGACAAUCACUUCUUAUCUUGCCUAGUAUUAUGAUACAACAUGAUGUUAUUAUUAAAGUUAACAGAAAAGUGAAAAAGAAAAAGUAAUUCAACAAAUUAACACCUUUUCUUGUUCAAUAGUUAUCCAAUCAAUCCCAAUAAACUAUUAAUGUUCAAUUGUUUUACCUCUCAAUGAUCAACUAAACAUAAAGUGAUUUUAAUUGAGAAUAUUUGUUCAUCAUUAAACAUUGGAUAAAAGCAUAACAAUUCAAGGAUUUACAUUUUCAAUUAUGUUUCUAAUUUUGUCGACACUUCUUUUACCAACUUUGAUUAGUCCAAUUAACGGUGAUUCACAAAUUGAUUUUUAUGCAAACGAACGAAGUGAACGACAGUUUCCUGAGCACGGAAGUGAACCACCUUCUAGACCUGCUGAGCAAAUAGUUCACUACAAUAGUCGUUUGUUUCCACCUGCCUUUGACACUUUACCUGAAGAUCAAAAUGUAACUGCGCAAUUAGGUAAAUCGACGUUUCUUAAGUGCAGGAUUAAACACAUUACGGAUCACACGAUUUCCUGGGUUCGUCAAAAGGAUCUUCACAUUAUAUCAGCUGGACCUUUUGUUUAUACUUCAGAUGAACGCUUUGAGCCCAAGCACGUUGACCACACUGACGAAUGGUAUUUACACAUAAAAUAUGUACAAACGGCCGACACUGGCACUUAUGAAUGUCAGAUUAGUACUGAACCUAAAAUGAGUUUACCUUUUUAUCUCAACGUUAUUGAGGCUAAAUCAGAGAUUCUUGGUGGACCAUCAACAUAUUAUCAAUCAAAGGAUACAAUUAAUUUAACUUGUAUAAUUAAUCAAACUGCUUCGCCACCUUUAUUUGUUUACUGGUUCAAAGAUAAUCAAGUUUUAGGUUUUCUUAGUCAAACGGUUAAUCCAUCUGAUUCACGGAUUCGUGUUUCAACCAUUAAAGGUCCAAUAUCCAUUAGUACCUUAGAGAUAACCAAUGCUCGCUCCUCUGACUCGGGCAACUAUUCAUGUCGACCAGUGCCACAAUAUGUUGACCCAGCCAAUAUAACGGUCAAUGUGUUGAAUGGUGAUAAUCCAGCGGCAAUGCAACACUCCAAUCACCAUAAAGAUCAGGUUACAAGUCAUACACUUUUGAUGGUUGUACUCAUCAUGGUUAGUUGGAGUUGCUGGUCUGGCCUUUGCCAGUCAACUUUAACCGUUCAAGGUGUCUUCAGUUGAUGGUGGUUCGGUCCAUCAUUAGGCAAGCACACUAAUGGUAACGUUUAAUAAUGAUUACUGCAAGUUUACAGUUUAUGUGGAAGGCAAGAUGACGAUAGGAGACAGUAAUGGAAGUUCUUGUUGCUGUUUCUGUUUAUUGGUGGCAAUCAUGAUGGUGCAUCAAUGAUGAUAAUGGCUGUAAUAAUGUUCAAUAUAAUGACGAUGAUGAAGAUGACAAAAAUGAUUAGGAAAGUGAUCAUGAUGACGAUGAACAUAACUGUUCCUUUAAGAGGCAACAAAAACGGGAAACAACAAAACAAUAAUGAAGAUAAUGGUUGAUGAUAUUGUGAUGCUUUUUGCUUCUUGCUCAGAAAAUCUUUAUUCGUAAAAUCAAAUAGACUCAUCUUUUGGUGAAACUUGAAAUGGUCAACUGGACAAGAUUAAAUUGGUCAUUCUUUUUGCUCAUCAAUUUCAUGAGGAAGACGGAAAAGAAUCCAUUUCCUAUUCGAUUCUUUCGCUUUUUUUCAAUUCUUCAACAUUGGACUUGCAAGUCAACAUCAAGUUGAAAUUCAAUUGUGUUUCAAGAUCAAGAAUUUACAAAAGUCGAAAAUCGAUCUCAAGAGAUGCUUUUUUGGCUAUUUUUCGUUUUCUUUUUACCCGAUGAAUAGUAAAUUUAAAGAAACGCUGACUCGAUGUUGCUCAGUGUUUCAAGUUGAUGCUGGAUUUGGCUUUGAAACUCAAAUUGAACCUUGAGUUUUAUGUCUUUUUUGGUCCACUUCUGGUAAUCAUCUAAGCUGAUAACAACCCUGAAGGCUUCAAUUAUUGGAACAGUUCAUUUUUGGGUUUUCUCGACUUGCAAUUGAUUCUCAUUUAUUUUGAGUCUCUUCUUGUUUCAAGCAAAAUCCAUUUAAUGACUGGGGAUAAUCAUGAUGCUUAUGAUUAUUUUAUUAUGUAAUGGUCAUUCUAAUGAUAAUUUUACAUCAUGGUUAACAUCUAAUUUCAUUCAUCUAAUGUCUCGUUAUUGUUAUUAUUUUGUAAAUAUUUUUCUUUCUUGUUCUUCUGGUCAAAUGUCCGUGCCUUUAAAAUAAAUUUUUUGUCAAUAAAGUAUCAUUACUAAGAAAGUAAAUGUUUCUUUCUCUGUUUUGUUUAACUUUUUGGGUUACUUUUUAAUAAAUUACAAUUGACGGCUAAAAUCAUUAUUUAAUGAUGGUAAGUCUAUUUGUAAAUGAGAUGUAAUUAAAUAAAAAUGUACAAAAUUUCAACUCAUUUGUAUUCUCAUUGCUGGUCAAGCAAAUUUAAAAUGGCAUUAAA
Messenger RNA from Tetranychus urticae (two-spotted spider mite), 2570 nucleotides. RefSeq names its product zwei Ig domain protein zig-8. Gene Ontology annotation, biological process: synapse organization. Lineage: Eukaryota; Metazoa; Arthropoda; Arachnida; Trombidiformes; Tetranychidae. Gene Ontology annotation, cellular component: neuron projection membrane. The record is from RefSeq and is a predicted model, not a curated record.